AUGUCACAAGAAGUAGAACAAGAGGAAGAAAAUGUCCUUAUCCUCCUCCUCUUGGAGAAGUUGGAGGUGUUUGACAACUAUGCUGUGACAGUGAUGAUUGGUGGAGAGGCGUACACUCUGGGAAUGUUUAACACUGCAAGUCAGGAAGAUUAUGACAGACUGCGACCCCUCAGCUACCCUCAGACUGACGUCUUCCUUGUUUGUUUCUCUGUCGUAUCACCGUCAUCUUUCCAGAACUGGGUGCCAGAGAUUUCACACCACUGCCCGGGGACGCCCUUCCUGUUGGUCGGGACUCAGGUGCAUUUAAGAGAUGACAGCGACACCCUGGAGAAGCUGGCCCAGAGAAACCAACACGCUGUGACCUUCACGAGUGGAGAGGAAGUGGCUCGUAAGCUGAAGGCAGUCAAAUACGUGGAGUGUUCAGCUGAGACACAGGUUUACUUUCUUUUUCUUUCUGUUUCCUCACUCCUUGCCUUCUGUCCCCCCCCCCCCCAGUCGUUUGCUACCUGUGUGAAGACAGUGAGGAUCAAUGACGAGAAGUACAGUCUGCAACUGUGUGACACUUCAGGUCAGGAGAGCUACAAAAACAUACGACUCAACACGUACACUGGCACCGACGUCUUCCUUGUCUGUUUCUCUGUCGUAUCGCCCUCUACCUUUGAGAACGUCACAGACAAGUGGGUGCCAGAGAUUUUACGCUUCUCUCCAAAGACGCCAUUCCUGCUGGUUGGGACUCAGGUGGAUCUGAGAGAUAACAAGAACACCCUGGAACAAGCCCUGACCUUUGAGAGUGGCGAGGAACUGGCUCAUGAGCUGAAGGCCGUUAAAUACAUGGAGUGUUCGGCUCGGUCUCAGGAAGGAGUGAAGGAGGUGUUUGAAGAGGCCAUCCUGGCAGCUCGAAAUGCUACAGAUAAAAAAUCCACUUACUUCUGUGUUCUGCUAUAAACGUAAAAGGAGAAGGAGAAGAGGAAAAGAGGGUUUAGGAGGAAGAAAGGGAGGUGGACCCGGAAUCAUUCGCCCAUAUGGGAACAGAGUGUUCAGCCAUAAUGGCAUAGGCUGUGAAUCGACAUCGUAAUUUAUUAAUUAAUUCUAAAUUAAAAAUGUUUUACAUUUUAAAAUAGAUGUGUGGGGGGUUUAAGUUAGGAAGAGAAUUAAACAGUUUUACAGCAGUAAUCUUUUGCCUGCUAUGGACCGUUUUCCCUCCGUUUGGGAUGGAGGCUGCACAGCAUCCUGGUGAGGCCGAAGCAUUGCUGCUUUUCUGGAUACUGUGACAAUGUUGAACUGUGCUAAACUUUCACAUCUCUAAAACAAUUUAAUAGGUAAUAUAUUUAUUUACUUGUUUAUUUCAUAUAUAAAUGAUGAUAUUUUUAGUUGGCUGUUUACUAUUUUUGAUUGUUAGUCAGAGAACUGAGUAA
This is a messenger RNA of Neolamprologus brichardi, 1415 nucleotides long. NCBI's taxonomy places the organism in Eukaryota, Metazoa, Chordata, Actinopteri, Cichliformes, Cichlidae. The record is from RefSeq and is a predicted model, not a curated record.